Messenger RNA from Ixodes scapularis (black-legged tick), 1280 nucleotides. Its product is annotated as probable imidazolonepropionase. The record is from RefSeq and is a predicted model, not a curated record. NCBI's taxonomy places the organism in Eukaryota, Metazoa, Arthropoda, Arachnida, Ixodida, Ixodidae. The transcript is spliced from 8 exons. Gene Ontology annotation, cellular component: cytoplasm. Gene Ontology annotation, molecular function: imidazolonepropionase activity. Bases 1 to 1206 code for a protein of 401 amino acids.
AUGGCGGCACUAACACACUAUUCUAAUCCAUCAUACUCACACAUCUCAAACAGAUUUGGCAUGAUAGCCGCCAUUGACGAGAGCGGAACGAUCGAAGAGAACUUCAGCGGAUGCCAGUUCGAGAACGUCAUCGAUGCCACGGGCUGCUGUGUGAUCCCCGGUCUCGUCGACUCUCACACGCAUCCAGUCUGGGCUGGAGACCGCGUGCACGAGUUUGCAAUGAAGUUAGCCGGAGCAUCGUACCUCGAGAUCCACGCUCAGGGAGGCGGCAUUCACUUCACGGUCGACCACACCAAAGACGCGUCCGCGGAAAGCCUCUUGGAUUCCCUGGUGGAUCGGCUCGGAUGCAUGCUUCGCUCGGGCACCACCCUGGUAGAAGCCAAAUCCGGCUAUGGUCUGGACCUCGAGUCCGAAGUCAAGCUGCUGAGGGUCAUCGACGAGGCCAGGGCUCGGACACUGAUCGAAAUUUCGAGCACCUACUGUGGCGGCCAUGCGGUGCCCAGGGGAAAAACCGUGGGAGAAGCCACGGAGGACAUCGUCCGCAAGCAGAUACCGGAGAUCAAGAGGCGGAUGCUGGAAGGCACCCUGAACGUCGAGAACAUCGACGUCUUCUGCGAGGAAGGAGUCUUCGAUGUUGACAGCACCAGGAGCAUCUUGCAGGCCGGCCGGAGCCUCGGUCUGCGCCUCAACUUCCACAGCGACGAGCUGUCCUGCAUCGGAGGAACUGAGAUGGGGGCAUCGCUCAAAGCCGAGGCCAUAUCCCAUCUGGAGCGUGUCUCACCCGCGGGAAUGCGAGCCAUGGCCGAAGCUGGCACGACGGCGGUGAUCCUGCCGACGACGGCCUUCAUCUUGAGGCUCGAAUCCCCGCCAGUGAGGGACCUGAUCCAAGCCGGGGUCGCGGUCGCCCUUGGCUCGGACUUCAACCCGAACGCGUACUGCACGUCCAUGCCGAUGGUGAUGUACCUGGCCUGCAUCAUCUGCCACAUGAGCCUCGAGGAAGCCUUGGCAGCGUCGACCAUCAACGGAGCGGCCGCGUUAGGUAGAUCCGGGACCCACGGCUCCAUCGAGGUUGGCAAGAUGGCCGACCUAGUCGUCGUCGAAGCUCCAUCGUGGGAGCACCUCAUUUACCAGUUCGGGUGCCACGAUCGAACCAUCAAAUGCGUCAUCAAGGCUGGAAACGUCGUCCACACAAGAGAAUCGUCGUAGGCAGAAGAGAACCUGCACUUUGUUUCAUCUUAAACCGGACCAUGUGCGGAGUCACCCGAGUUAAUAGUCGGUCU